This is a messenger RNA of Pectinophora gossypiella (pink bollworm), 5512 nucleotides long. Its product is annotated as putative carbonic anhydrase 5. Lineage: Eukaryota; Metazoa; Arthropoda; Insecta; Lepidoptera; Gelechiidae. The record is from RefSeq and is a predicted model, not a curated record. The transcript is spliced from 7 exons. The coding region runs from base 257 to 1216 and encodes 319 amino acids. Gene Ontology annotation, molecular function: zinc ion binding; carbonate dehydratase activity.
GCCGCGCGGGACGCAGCCGCAACCAGAUAACGGAAAUAUAAUAAAAAAGAUAAAAAUGCAUAUAUAAAUUAAAAAGUCACCAGUGACAACGGCAUAACUAAACAGAAGGCCUAGUUAUUGACAUGCACGUGUGAUAAUAAAUAUAAAACUAAUUAUAUUACUUAUUAUAUUAAUAAGUAAAAUUAGUUUAAAUUUAAAUAAAAUAAAAAGUUCCUUUUUAAUUUAAGUUUCUUUUAAAGUGUUAACAAAAAUCAGGAUGAAUUCUUUUGUUAUUAUCGCCAGUAUUAUAGGUUUAGCACAGGGAGCGCAAUGGUCAUAUGAUUACGAGACCCAAUGGCCAGGCGUGUGUCGGAGCGGGACACAACAAUCUCCAAUCAACAUCAUGACCCAAGAUGCGCUGGUGGACAAGCACGGAGCACACAUCCGAGGCCCGCUGCAGUUCCGAGGGUACUCCAACGUACAUGUCGAGGCCACCAACAACGGGCACACACUGAAAUGGAGCAACGUGAUUGGGACUCCCGCGCCCACGUUGUCUGGUGGGCCCCUGCGUGGCAACUACACGUUUCUGCAGUUCCACCUGCACUGGCUCUCCGAACACGCCAUCGAUGGCAUGAAGUAUCCUCUGGAGAUCCACAUGGUGCAUAUAAAGACAGGACUCACCUUAGAAGAGGCUUUGUCCAGAGACGAUGGAUUGACUGUCAUUGGUGUAAUGUGCGAGUUACACACGGGACCGGAGAAUGAAGAUGCCUUAAAGCAGAUCAUGCCUGAUGUGCCAAGCCUGGUUGACAGGAAUGAGAACCCUCAUGAUGCUUCGUUUAUUGAUCUUAGUCGUCUUCUGAGUCCGAACCCUCAAUCUUACUACACGUAUCACGGCUCCUUGACGACCCCUCAAUGCCAGGAAGCGGUAACUUGGAUCGUAAUGGACCAACCGCUUCACAUCUCUGAUAAUCAGUACAAACAGUUCAGCAAAGUGGACGUUGGCGGCAUGUUCAACUACAGGAGCUUGCAACCUGUCAACCGUGUGGUCUACCGGUCCGUUGCUUCUGGCUCCAGUAUCGUCACUCCUGGUCUGCUGACGCUCCUCGUGUCUACCAUCAACGGCCUUGCAUCGAAUCUCUACUACUACGCGAAGAAAGGCAAGUGUCUCAUCACCAACGCGAAGAAAAAGAUUAUCACGGGGAUCUGGACGGCGGAGUGCCCUAAGCUCUUGAAUUGAAGAGUUUCGUUGGAGGAUAAUUGCAAUGCUUUGAGGCAUUUGUUGAUCUUGAUAAACAGGGUGUUAGUGACACCGUAACUACAUUUGUCGGGGAUGAUUCAUAGCCCAUUAUUCUGAGUUGAUAACAUAAGGUUAUGACUAUCCUAAUUGGCGUAGUCACAGGUACAAUCAUCGCAAGAUGAACUAAGUACCUACACCUCACCGAGCUUUUUGUUAGUACAACUUAACGUGGUCUUUCUGAGUUGAUAUCAAGUGGAAUUUCCGACAGGAAAUUCGUUCGCUAUAUUAUGUCACUAACACCCUGUAUUUAGUUUUUUUGUCUGUUUUUUUAAUGAGUAAUGGUUUUCUUUUCUGUUUUUCAAAACGUCAGACCAAAAUGUCACAGUUGAACCGUUUACAGAUGUGCUGCCAAAUAUUAGUUGUCUAUUUUAAUCGGUUCCGGAAAGAGUGCUUGGUUUUUGUGGCAACUGCCACAUAUUUAAGUUGGUGUUCUUUAAGUGAAAAUGAUUGUGCACUUGUUAAAUAAGAAAUCAAGAAUCAUUUUGAUUUCUGGGGGGGUUAAAAAAGCCAAAUCGAAGCAAUUCCUCUAAAUAAGCAAUAUUGCAAUUUGACAUUUGCGCAGAUAAAAGUAAGUGCGUCAUGCAAAUAAAUGUCAAAUUACAAUAUUACUUUUUUAGAUGAAUUGCUUCGAUGUGGAGUAUUUAACCCCCCUGUUCUUUAAGUGAACCUGAUUGUGGUACUUGGCAAAUAAGAAACCAAAAAUCAGAAUAAUUCUGAUUUCUGUUCUUUAAGUGAACAUUUUUGUGGCACAUGGUAAAUGACAAUAAGUGACGUAAUUUUUUUAGGGUAUCCAAUGAACCCUAUUUGUUAUAUCAUUGUUGAAAACUAUAUAUGUAUAUUUGUUUGUGACGUUCCCAUAUUCCCGAUAAAUGCGACAGAGGUAUGUCACAACCUAACCUGUAGCUGGUUUUCCCUUCCCGAGUUGGAAAAUCGGAGUAGUUGCCUCUUUAAAAAAAAACAGAUUCAAAUCUUCAGGUUAGGUAAGUGAACCCUGUAAAAACGGGAUAACACUAAGGAGGUGUAUUGUAGAUAGCUAGCUGGAUUUAAAAAACAACAGUUAAUUAUUAUUUGUUUAAGUGUAUUCAGAUAGGGUUUUUAAUUUAAGUACAAUGAAAAAUAUUAGUGAGAUAGUUAGGAAAGCUAUACUUUUAAUAAACUUGAAGCAUUUUCAAAUAGGUAUACCUAUGCUCAAUAGUCUACCUCAAAGGUAGAUGACGUUAUGGAGUAUUUUUCUUUUUUUGUAAAAGACGCCUUGAUACUAUCAAUAUUAGGUUUUAAGUAUGUGAUAGUGAUUAUUUAGGCGUCACAUAUAUGUAUUAUAUAUUUGUUUUAAGAAAAUUGUCUGUUGCAUUUUUAAACUACGUAAAGCUCGGGUCACACACACUAUCUUAAUUGCACAUGUUAACAUUUGCACAUGUUAGCUGAUACGUUUAGUUUCUGCUAAACGCAGCGUUGCCAUUAUAGAAAUAUCGAUGAUAACUUGUGCAAAAAAGAUUAAGCAGCCGUAGCUUAAUAAUUUCGGAUCAAAAAACGCAACUUGACCAAUAGAAACUAAAAAAAUAUAUAUAACAACAAACAUAACAUAAGCUAAUAACUAGUUGUCAGAGGUACUAUCGCAAGAUGAACUAAGUACCCACACAUCACGGAGCUUUCUAUUAGACCAACAUGAUUAUAGACGGCGAUACGGCUCACCACAUAUCACGUUCGUCCUUCAAUUAAAAAGCCAGACAUCUAUUAUUAUCAUCGAUGACUUGAUAGUAUAUUGAGACAAAUUAGUAAUUAUUGCAAUCGUAAAUAAAUAGGUACAUAUCAAUUCAGAUAACUUUCUAUAUCUAGAUAGGAGAUAUUAGCAUCAUAAUAUUUAAAUGCACAUUAUCAUCAUCAUAAAACGACAAUAUAAAUUAUGAUAGAGACAUUUUUAUUGUUUUAAUGCAACCGGUGAUGAUCAAUAGUGGAUUAGGGUCCUAUAAACUUAAUCGGUUUAAAUAGAUAUCCGGCUUUUAAUGAUUUAUAACUACAUAAAACGUAACAUCAUUAUCAUAAUCACUAAUUUGAAAGCCACGCUCUUGUCGGUGUAGCAUUCUCCAUUCUUGUCUAUCAAAGGCCAAUUCCUUCACUUUCUAAGACACGACGUUCACCUUCUCUUUGAUCUAUUCCAUGUAAGCUCUUCUUGGUCUUCCCCUUCCUCUUUUUCCUUGUAGCUUUCCUUCUAUGAUGUUGUUUUCAAUAAAUUCGCCGUGUCUUAUUAAGUGUCCAAUCAUCUUGCCUCUUCUGUCCUCAAUAACUCUUAAUAUUUGCCUUUUCCCUUACUCUUACUAGCACUUUCUCGUUAGUUCCUCAUUAAAACAUAACAUAAAUAGCCAAUAUACGUUCCAGUGCUGAAAGCCUCCUUAAAAGGGGAAUAUUGCACAUUAUUAGUGCUAUUUUUAGACCUGAAGGGUUAGAAAAUCAACAUCGAAACAAUUCAUCUAAAAGGGAUUUUGCAAUUCGACAUUAAUUUCCGCAUAUAAAAGUAAAUGUGCAAUGCCAGAAAAUGGCAAAAAGCAAUUUUGUAUUUUUAGAUGUUGUUGUUAUUUUGUUGUUGUUGUUUUUAUUUUUAUUCUCUUUCUUCAAUGUGGUCUUUUUAAACCCCCUUACAUUUGAAUGGCCAAAGUCAGAUAUAUACUUACUAACUAGAAAAUUUGAUACACAUUAUCGACCAAUACAAAUCCGAUUUGCCACCAUAAAUGUUGGAGAUGUCAAAUCGCCUAAUAUCCGCUUCCGUUAACCAUUUGAUCACAAUUUGUGAAUUGUGUGAACUGUUGUAAUCAAAUAAUCGGUCAACCAAAUGACAUGUGGUUGCAAAGUUAUCAGAAUAUAUGUUUUUCCACAUGGGUCUAAUAACUAAUAAACUCGAAAAGGCACUAAAAAUGUUCGUCCUAAAGCCGUAUUUCAAACCGUAUUUUCUGUCACUUAGAUACUAAAACUAAAAUUUAUUUGCGAUAUUUUGAAAUUUUCUCUUUUAGUUUUAGGACUUAGAUAAUAAAUGAAAUAAAAACCUAUUUAAUAAAUAAAAAGUAAUUAUAUUUAAUAGUAUCAUACCUAUAUGCAAUUAUAUUCACUGUUUUGAAACAAUAAUACGUAUAUUCAUAAUUAUUAUAAGUUAUACCUAUAAAGGCCAAGCCGAAUUGAACGCAUUUUGUGAUAAUACACGUUUGAAAGAAACGUUAAAAAUUGCAAUUUAAAUAUAAGUAUUGUAAAAAUAGAAGAAAAAUAUCUCCAAUUUCCUGGUAUUUCAUUGUUGUUUUAAAUUCUAGUCAUUUAACAAUUAAAAUAAUUCUGUUGUUACAAAUUGUGAAACACUAAGUACAAAAUGUAGGUUUAAAAUUGUAAUUUUUAUAUUUUGUUUUCCUGUUUUGUAAUAUUCAUAAUAUUAGUUUAAAAAUAACGUUUCACUAUAUUUAAAAAUAGAGGCGUAUAUAUAUAAAUAUACAUAACUUAAAUGAAAUAAAAAGAGAUGUAAAGCACUCCAUGACUAAAGUAGGUUUUAGCCAUAAAUUAAUAAAAGAUCGUAUAAGUAUUAUGAUUAAGUAUACUUCGUAUGUAAUUAGUAGACCAUUUCCUGUUGUAAUUCCGAUUCGAUUUAGGAAUUUAGAUAGUAAACUCACGUGCAUGUUAACUAGAGCCCAUAGCUAUAUUUUUAGAAACACAUUCAUAAACACAUGUGUAUAUCGGGGUAGGCAGAGCGUCAAUAUAUCCAAAAUUGUGUGAGCUCAAAAUAAGGUGCGGUUUUUUUAAAAACUACAAGUAUUUUUCUUUUUAGUAAGAUACAGAUUCUAAAGCAAUAUUUAAUUAAAUUUAAAAUUUGAAUUAGGAAAAUUUAUAAUCUCUGUAUUUUUUUUCAUGCUUAAUAGCUACGUUUAUUUAAUUUUUUCGGAACAUCAACUUACGAGAUGUUUAUUUUUUUAAUUCGCUUAGGGUAAAUAAGUACAUUGAAAAAAAAACACUUUUUCUGAAAGCUGUGCUCGUUGAGUUAACACAGUUUUGGAUGCCAAACACCUACUUGAUAUUGUUUUUAAAUGCAAUAAAAAGAUUUUAUUUAAUAUUAAGUUUUAAUAGUAAAUUAUAAGUUAAGUAAUAUUUUUUUGAAUCAUGAGGCUGUGAAGGGAAACUAUAAAUUAUGCUAAUUUAUUAGUAUUCCGAAGGACUUCUUUUAUUGUUCCUUAGUUAACAAAUAUAUCAUUAUAAUAAAUUAUC